CCGGCGCCCGGGCCCUCCCCGGCAGCGAGUCGUACCCCUCUCCUCACAGCCCACCCCCUGGCCACAGCCCGCCCCCCCAGCCUCCCCCUGCCGGGCCGCGACCUCCCCUUUGCCCUCGUCUCGCUUUUUUUUUAAUUAUUUUUUUUUCUUUCUUUUCCCCUCCCCUCGACUCAGCCGCCUCCGAGCUGUCCCAGGCCGGGGCUCCCCACCUCGGUGGCGGCUCUGAGGAGGGAGCCGCGGCCGCCCUGGAGCGGCGGGCAUGGGCCCCUCUGCCGCAGGGGGGGCUCCCGGCCCCGGCGGGUACUGGCGGUGCCCAGGACCCGGCGGUGCCGGACCCGCCGGGGUUAGAGCGGGGCAGGCUCUCGCCCUUAUCUCGCUGAGGUGCUGGCCUCGCCUCUUGCAGCUGCCCGGAGUUUCUGCUCGUUGAGGCGAGAGGUCUCGCUCCGGGAGCGCAGGGGCAGAGCGGGCUGCUCCGAGCCGCCGCAGCGGGGCUGCCAGCAAGAUCUCCGUCCCUGCAGCGCUGCUGCUAGAGUUAGCAACCCGCCGCCUCUCCUCUCCGGUUCUUUUGGGCUCCUGGAGAGGAGAGUGCGCACUUUCACCGUUGUCUCCUGCUCUGCCUGCUCCUGCUUUCAGCAUGGUAAAGAAGAAUACUAUCCCCGAUGGGUAAGUAUCCCUCACACUAAGAGAGGCAGGAGUGGGCAUAGUCCUGCCCACAGAGAAGGGGCACUCGCUGCCCCAGGCGCUUGCUUGCCACAAGCAUCUUCACCACUUACUGCCAGGUAAGGUAGGAACCUUCUCCAAGACAGCCCAACCCUUCAUCCCCUAGGUGAGUAUAAUGCUCAAACCUGUCUGUGAGCACGUCUCCUUCAUCAGCCAGAGUCCCUUCUUCCUAACUUUAACCUCAGGUGCAUACUUCUCUGGGGUACUGGAGUGUAGUCCAUCCUUACUCACAUUUGCUACCAAGAGUUGGGGAAGAACAAAUAAGAUGGGAGCAGGUGAUUGCAUGCACGUGAAGAGCAUUCAGGUCCAGAAAGACAAUCCAGUAGUUUUGUUUUGUUAUACAAGAAGAGAACAAAAAAGUUUUAUCAAUGAAAAUAGCAAUAAAAAAAGCACUAUUCUACUGGCUUUCUGAUGACUUGAAUGGGAGUGCAUAUGGGGACCACAAAAUAGUCUCAGUUAAAAUAAACACGGUUCUAUUCUUCAAUUCUAUUAAGAAAAUGUCCAGGUUCUAUUAAAAAGAAGUCCAAGUUUAAAAGUUGAACCCGUGUGUUACUGCAUUACAAACUUAUUGGGUAAAAGUAUGUGCUGAGAUAGAAAGGCACAUUGUAAUGGAAAAAUAACUUAAAAUUAAUAUUUCUUUUUUUUUUUUUAGGAGGACAUUGUUUAGGUGGACAUUAUCCGGGUUUCAGGGAAAGUUUAUUAACAUGCUUAGGAGGAGCAAUAAAAUACAAAAAGCAUAAUUUCCUCUGAAAUACGGUGGUCUAAAAGCAACGAAUAGAAACAAAAGUUAUGCAAAAUUAAAAAAAAAAAAAAGCAAAGCUUCAAGAAACUGAUUUUUUUCGUAGCAGACAAACUCAGGGAUUAAAAUUAGAAUAAAAUUUAAGGAAGUGCUACUUAAGCUUCUAUGAAAAUUCAGUAAGAAAGUGGACACAAAAGAUUAAACUCUGGAGUGGGUUAGGCUUGCAAGCAGUAACAGAGAAAGUCUGAAUAAUAACUGUCAGGCUUGUUUUCUUCAUACACAGAAAUUAUUAUGAAAACAUUUCUCAUGCAUCAGGUGCUUAUUUUUCCCCAUUGUUUUUGAGCUGGAGCUGCUUUUAGGCUGUAUGCAUUUCAUCUGUAAGUAUGGAAGAAGCAAUGGACUCUUCUUUUGGCUUCUGUGCUUAGAAACUAACACCUGUGCCUCUUUCAAGGAGAGGAACAUCUGCUGUAGACUAAUUGGUUGUAAAACUAGAAUUAACUGAUGAUACUCCUGUUAGUCAUGAUACUGAAGUGUUUUCAACUUACUCAGAUAAUUAUUUUUUGAUACUAUUAACAAAUCAGGCCAGACCUCCUGUACUCCUUUAUAGUAAAAAUGAUUUCUCCCUUUUCCCAAUAAAGUCUCGGAGCAGAGAUAAGGUGUGCAGUAUCCAUUGCAGUCUUAGUCCUAUAAAGUCACACUAGGGAGAUAAUUUUAUAUCAAAAUGAGGUGUACUAUAAGAGAGGGAUUCAAGUGGUCUGUUCGACUGCAGUUUCCACCAGGGUGUCUGAAACAGUGUUGUCCGUAAGUAGUUGUGUAUGAUGGUGUUUUAGGGGAGAACUAGCCAGUAGAGGGAGUUCAAGCUAUCUAAAGAACUACCACAGUGCUGUGAUGGUUUUACUGCUUUAUAUAUGUGUGCGCAUCAAUAUCCCAAGUCCUACUGUGAGUAUAAUUUAAUAAAGUUAGAUUUCAGUUUUGAAAAGCAUCUGCAGAAGUACCACCUUAUUGUGUGCUUUCCUUAAAGGGUCUAAAUAAAAUCCCAGGAGUGGGGUCUUUUUAUUAUAAAGAUAAAACUGAAUUAUUUUUACCUAUACACUGUGAACAUACUUUUUUAUUCUAGUGCAGACUUCAAAACAUCAGCAUUUCAUUUACAACAGUGUUAAAGACUGGCAUAACCGAUUCUGUAUUUUGGUCUAUGAAAUGCAUGUUCAAGGGUGGAUGGAAGAUAAAGAUUACAGUAAUGCGAGAGUUUAAUUGUAAAGUACAAGUGCUUCAUACUGUCAGGCAUAGAAUGUUUUCAUUUAAAAAAUGUGGUAUCAGAAGAAACUACUUAUAAUACCUGAGUAAUGAUUGUAUCAUUGCCAUACAGCUCUUAAGGCACGGCUUUAGUGUUUCAAUACACAACCACAAGUGCAAAGCUAUGCAAUUACUUAUUGAUAUGGGGAGGAGACUUUUUCUCCUGUGCUUUGCACAUUCACUGUUCUUUUUGCAAGCUAUGACACAGGCUGAAGUAAAGGAAAGGGAGAAAUCUGUUUUAACAGAUGAUUAACAGCUCUCUAUAUUCUCUUCCAUCUGCUUUUGACCAGUGCACUGUGUUCUAUCUUGAAAACAUGUAUAGACCUUUUAGGGGUGUCUUUUCUUAAACAAUUAUCAGUUACGGUAUCUACAGAAGCUACUUGGAAAAUAGAGCUGUGUGUAUGUCGUGUAGUAGCAGUAGCCAAAAACGAAGAGAGAUUGCAAAUAGUAUUUUCUAAAUGGUCUUGCUGCAGCUCCCGGUAUUUCAUACUCAAGUUUCUCUACAGCUACUGUAUUAUCCGUAUUGAAUGAUUAGGAAUUCACUUUCCAAGGUAGGUUCAUAACCAUAAGAUGUUCAUAAUAGGCUUCAGAAUUGUAGAAACACCUGAAUUGUUAAGCAAACAAUUGUAUGGGCAAAAUUCUGCCUCAGUUCUGUGAUACUUGAUGGUAGUUGGGAAGUGACAAAGACAAAACAUGAUCCUGAACUGGGAAAGGCAAAUAAUUAAAUAAUUUAAAUUUUGUUGCCUUUCAGAUCUUGAUCUGCAUGUAGUCCAUGGAUUGUUUACCUAUUUGAAAAUGUAGAGAAAUAAUACUCUAACUAUAAAUGCAUUGUGUGUGCACAGUAUGUAACUGUUAUGUGAUUCCAUCUUAGACUCUUAUCACAACGUCUUUAUAAUGUGAAUACCAUCAGUUCUAUGGUAUUCAGUAUAGAGGGCAUAGCUCUGCCCUCUAUAAUUGCAAAUGCCUAAAUCUGUUUCAAGACACAUCUAUUUCUGUGUCUGCAUCUCAGUGAGACACCACUGCCUUGUUCAGGGAACUCUUACUGCCAUGUUUCAGCUACUUCAUGUCCAGCUUGUUUUUUAACUCAAGCCUCUGUUACUUUUUAAUCACUGCUACAGGAAUGAUGAUUGUGUCAAGUCUUCUGAAUAACACCUUUGACUCAUGGGUUUCUUUCCAUCCAAGCAGGACACAAAUUGUGUUUCAUGAUUCUCAUUUGUUAAAAUACUUGUUAAAAUACUAUUUGUCUUUGUUUCUGUAACUGCUGUUUCAAAGAUAUGUAACUCAUCCAUCUUUUGUCCUUUCAGCCUUUAUCCAGACUUCAGGAGUUUUACUUAAGCCCUGCCACCUUUACUUCCCAACUAUAUUCCUUCAUCAACCACAAAAAUAAUUGAGUUCAUUUCCUUUAGGCAAUUUUUGCUUAAUUUUGAUCUGCUUUUUUUUUUUUUUUUGAUCAUUUUUAGUUCUGCAUCAGCAUGCUGAAUUUUAUUAUUAUUAUUUUAAAGAUGGAGGAGCUUGACACCAGUUGGACAGCCUAUACCAGGAACUAGAUUUAUUGCAUUUAAAGUACCUUUAAAAGGGGCAAUUAACCAGAGGCUUACCCCAACCCAGAAAUUUACACCAAAAGACUUAAUUGCUGCAAUGAAAGCCCUAAAUGUGGAGCUUGGAUUAAUUAUUGAUUUAACAUAUACUACACGAUACUAUGAAGUUAAGGACUUACCUAAAAGUGUGCAGUACAAGAAACUUUACACUGUUGGACUUGAAGUCCCUGAUAAUGCUACUAUCCUACAGUUCAAAAAGUGGGUCAGAAAAUUCCUGUGGGAAAAUGCAGGAAACGAGAAACUCAUUGGUGUCCACUGUACUAAUGGAAUUAAUAGAACCGGCUACCUUAUAUGUAGAUAUCUUAUAGAUGUUGAAGGUUGGGAUCCAGAGGCAGCAAUCCAAGCUUUUGGUGAUGCCAGAGGUCAUCGAAUAGAUGGUCUUGUGUAUCUCACAGAUCUCAGAACACAACCAAUGAGAAGUAACCUUGGAAUGGAUGUAUGGGAUUCAGAUGAGGAUAUUGUGCCUCCUCCACAUGCCAUGGAAGGACCUGUGGAACGAUUCCCAAAUGAAGAUUUUCAGGGGUCUGGGAAAAGAUUAAGAGCUUAUGAUGAGCACUCUCAGAAUGAUUUGCAAGGACAGAUACAAUUGAGAGAUUUCGAUUUCAUUAAUAAAGGAGCUGGACAAAGACGAAGAUCAUUUCAUGACCAUCAGACUCAAGAUGAUUUAAGAGCACCAAUGCAGAUGAGAAACUGGGACUACAAUAGGGAACCAGGACAGCGGCGAAGGCCCUUUCCUGAUCACCAGUUCUAUGACGAUUACCAAGAAGAUACACAGCUGAAGGACCUAGACUUCAGUAACAAGGGAGCUGGACAACAGCUGAAACCUUUUCAUGGACACCAGUUCCAUGAUGAUUUACAGGCAGAGAGACAUUCAAGGGACUUCGAAUUUAACAGAGGCCGUGGACAAAGGCAGAGAUCUUUCCCUGACCAUCCAUCCCACAACAAUUUGCAGGAAGAUAUGCAGUCAAAGGAGUUUGAUUUUGGUAGCAGGGGCCGUGGCCAGAGACGAAGGCAGUUCCAUGACCACCAUUCUCCUGACGAAUUUCAGACUCCAAUGCAGUUAAAAGAGUUAGAUUGUGUCAACAAAGGUCCUGGCCAAAGACCGAGACCUUUCCGUGACUAUCAGUCCCAUGAUGCCUUACAGCCACAGGUGCAACUGGGAGAUUUUGAAUUUGUUAAUUGUGCUCAUGGACAGAGGUUGAGACAUUUCCAUGAUAACCAACCGCACAAUGACUUGCAAACAGAGAUGCAACUAGAAGAUUAUGAUAAUAAAGGUCCUGGACAAAGGCACGGACCUUUUCAUGACCAUCAGCCUUAUGAUGACUUACAGGAACAGCCUCAGUUAAAAGAUUUUGAUUAUGUUAAUAAAGGGCAAGGACAAAGGCCAAGACCUUUCCAUGAUCAUCCUGGUCACGAUGACUUGCCAGGUGGAUGGUGUUCAGACAGAAGUCAAUCUUUUUCCUCCCAUGAAAAUGUACUGGAACCUCAUUUUUCCUCAUCUCCUUCACUUCAUAGAGAUUACGGGUCUGAUAAUGAUGACUUUAACAGAAGCUAUAGUAAUCGAACAAAUUGUCCAGAAGACAAUAGGAGAGUGCAUCUUUCGGAUGAAUUUAACAGAGGAAAAAACAGAUUUGCACCAUAUUCUUCACGUACAAUGCAUCCAUCUUCAUCUGUACACCAGGAAGGUAGUUCAAUAGACUAUGAAAGAAAAACUUUUCAAGGUGAACCUACCAGAGAGAUUGAACAAGGCAAAAGAUUACCGGUUGUAACAGUUGAUUACAAUUAUGGUCUGCCAUUAGAUUAUGGACCUGAAGAGGAAGAGAGAAAUUAUGAUUUACCUCCAAAAGACUGCUACAACUGGCACUGAAUACAAAGGACAAUGUUUGCUCAGCUUAGACUUCCGUUUACCUAUUUUGCUUUGUAUGUGGACUUUUUUUUUUUUUUUUUAAGUUAGGAAAAUGCAAAUUUCAGUAGUAGAGAACUGGUCUCUGUUGUAAGAUCAAUUUCUACUGAUGUUUGGUUCUUUAUAUUUAUUAGAGUGUAUUUGUUCACUGUGUUUGUAGACAAGGUCUCAGUACACAUGGAAUGAAAGUAGUCAUUCCUUUAAGCAAAGUUGGAGCCUUGUACCUUAAACCAUACAACUUUGAGUGAUUGUAAUUGUCUUUUGUGUUUUUUUUUCUUUAAAAUGUAUGUAAUUUCAGGAUGCAAGAGGCAUAAUAAAAUACUGCACCAUCAGGUAGACUAGCACUGAGAUUAUAAAAAAAAAAUUGCUAUGAAAUGAAUGAAACAAAUGUAUGUCAACUUCAUCCUUUAAUAAUAGCAGUUUGUUGUUGCUAACGAUUACUGCUAACCUCUGUGACAUUGCAGUUUAAUUCCAUUUUUUUGUACCAUUAACUGAUGUAGGUGUGCUCUUUUCCAUAGCAGAUUUUUCCCAGAUUGCUAAUAACUUGGAAGUAACUGGAGUUUGAAUAGUCUAAAUGUAAAACUUGCUUUUCAUCGUUCUGAAUAUCUCAUCCUAAUUGUGUAUUUUUUCCUGAUCCCACAGAUUAUAAAUGCUUCAGAAUAGCCCAGUACAGGUGAAUUUCACAAUUUUCUCAGCAACACAUCCAAAUGAGGCAGGUCAUGUAUCAACAGGUUGCCUGUCUCAGCUGGCCAAGAUUGCCUGUGCCUUUGUGUUUACACCUUCCUGUUUGUCAGUCAAAUGUUUCACUUCACUCUCCACUUCUGUUUUCUACUGGCUUCUUUUUUACAGCACAGCAGAGUAAUCAGAAUGGAAGAAUAACCUCUUUAGGUAAGUUACUUUUAGAGUCGUGCAUUGGAACAGUCUCCUCUGAAUUGCCAUUUCUUUGGGUCUCAGGAAGGUAGCGCAACAAACAGUAACUGAAUUCAUGCCAGCUGCUGCACAGUAGCAGCAACAGCUUCUACUUUUGUUAAGCACAUCUUAGUUCAUAGGACAGAAAACACUAUCAAUGUAAUGCUUAAGUGAACCAAAAUUUUUACAUUUUUCAAUAUUACUCCAUUUUAAUAACUUAGAUGUUUUUAAAAUGCUACAGGGAAAGCAGUCUAGGUUCAUCCUAUGACAUUAAGAUAACUGAAACGAAUGCUAAAUCCUCAAAUUACACAGUAAGAAACUGCCUCAAAAGCUAUAUAGCUGUGAAAUGUAAAGCUGGAGAGUGGAAGUAUACACUAGAAAAUUCAAAAAGAACAGUGUUCAGAGCAAGAGCUCCACAGACCUUUUUUUCUUUUUAACUAGCAUCAUGAAACUCAGAUUUCUGAAUUCAUGCGUCUAUGGCUACUAAGUAAGGGCUAGACUUGAGAAGUGUGGAACAUCUGGCAAUUCCCACUGAUUUGUAACACAUGCAGAAAGUUCCAAAAAUCAAAGGAUUCUGUGGAUAUAAAUUCAAAGUGCAGAUACUUCAUUGCCUUUGCAACCGGUACAGCAACUUUACUUUGUAUAAUGAACAAAGCCAAAUUGUUCCCUCAUUUUCACAGCAGCUAGUCAAUAGUAUUUCCCAUUAAAUCUAGGAUUGUGAACCUUAUUAAUAAGCUCUCAGGAAUUAAGUUCUCUAUAUGUAACCCAGUUUUGGAACUAAGCACUAAAUGUUAAGAAAAAGGAACUUUUUUCCUUCAUUUACUCUUUUUUAAAACGAGGGGUAAAUAAAGUCUAUGCUUCCUUAUUUUGGGGCAAGGAAGAUCUGCAACAUGGGUUACUAUAUUGCUAGAUUGAAAAUAAACUAAAAUCAACCAAAAA
Anas platyrhynchos (mallard) is the source of this 8101-nucleotide messenger RNA. Lineage: Eukaryota; Metazoa; Chordata; Aves; Anseriformes; Anatidae. The record is from RefSeq and is a predicted model, not a curated record.